AGAGUUUACAGGAAGUUUAAUUAUCUUGUAAAAAAAAGUUAUUAAUUACUUAAACAGAAAUAUUAAGAUUCUCAAUAAAACAAGACAAGUGAAUUUUAAAGAAUGUUUAAAUGAAUUAAAGUGCAUUUAUAACGUGUUAUAUUCUUGACCUCUAAACUUUCCGGAAUUCUUUGAAUUAUUUGAAAAACGUGUUUUUGAAGUUUCCAUCAACCAUGCUUUCGUUAUUUGUGAUGGUUGUGUGUGAUUGUUGUGAUGUGUAGAACUUAGUUCGUGGUUGCAGUUGGUGGUUGUUCAGUGAACAUUUUGUAGUCAAUCGAAGUUGCGUGCUUACAUUGAGAAUUACAAUAGAUUGCUUUUUAGCAAUAUAUAAAGAAGACUGAGUAAUACAAAGUGUUAAUUGAAAUCGCUAAAUAACGCUAAUAAUAUUUAUUUGCUGUUUACUGUAGAGGAAACCAUCAAGAUGGCUACAACGGAAUCACUUGCAGAAGUAACGGAUGUAGUUCAGAUUUUGAGACAAUGGGAAGAAGAUCACAUUUCCCCAACUUACGAUCCGAUUCCAACUUUACAAAGAUUAGCUGAAAUUAUUGAACUUGAAACAGAAAAUUAUUUAAAAAUGGAUCCGGAUCCAUUUGAUGAAAGGCAUCCUUCACGAACUGAUCCCGAAUGUAAUUUUGGUCACAUAUUGAAAGUGCUUUUCAGAAAGGAAAAUUUUAUGACCAAGUUGAUCAAUGAUUAUCUUCGAGAUACUUUUUGGGUGCGAUCAGGCAUCACUGGACGAGAUGUAAGAAAAUUAAACACCGCUGCGUGUCGUCUGAUGUUAGAUAUUUUGCCCGGCCUUGAAACAUCUGCAGUGUUUCAACCCGAUAUGGAAGGAUUAAUACACAGAUUAUUUUCAUGGGCUGAAAAAAGUGUCGAACCACUUCAAAGUUAUGCAACUGGUUUAUUGGCAGCAGCAAUGGAAGUACAGGACAUUGCAACUGGAUUUCGUGAGCAAAAUGGUAAAAUGGUGCCAUUAAUGUUGCAAAGACUUCACAAAUUACAAGAAAAAGCCACCGAAGGAAGGCAAGCUUGUGCAAAUACACGACCUUUUGCUCAUUUUGGACAAAAUCGUAAUGUCCUACAAGAUUUCGAGCACAAAGGUGUUCCGGGAAAGCGAAAAGUCAAGGAUAAAAAUCGAGAAAAUGGUGUUGUUAAUUCUUCAUCAGAAGGUGUUUCACAAUCACAAGAAAAUACAUGUGAAGAUUAUGAAGAGGAGAGUGGACAAAGUUCCGAUGAAAUUCCACCUAGUAAGAGAUUGAAAAACAAUGAUGAACCCUCAACACCAUUAAAAACGCUCGACAAUUCUUAUCCUGAAAUAAUGUCACCUCCCUUGUCAAUUCCAAAAUCUAAUAAUUUGUCCAACUCCCAGGUAACACCAAUAAAAGGAUUAAAUAAUCUUUCAACACCACCAAGGUCCAGUGGUACGAUAGCAAGAUGUAAUUUAUCUAGAUCUUUAAAUAUUAGUAGUACGCCAAAUAGUGUUGUUGAAGGUAAUUCAAAUUCAUCAUGGGCAGAAAUGGAAUCUUAUGUAAUUGGAAAUAUUCAAAUUCAUCCACCGACACUUGCGACAAGACAAAUGUUAAUUCUCAGAUAUUUAACACCAAUGGGAGAGUAUCAAGAAUUUUUAGGUCAUGUAUUCGAACAAAAUGCGCUAGAAUUAAUACUUAAGUACAUUAAUGUUCGUGAAACUAAAGACAGUCGAUUGGCAUUUGAAUCAUUAAAAUAUCUUGCCUCUCUUUUGUGUCAUAAAAAAUUUUCUAUUGAAUUUUUAAAUAUGGGUGGACUACAAAAAUUGUUGGAUGUACCAAGACCAAGUGUUGCAGCCACUGGUGUUUCUAUAUGCCUUUAUUAUCUUGCAUACUGUGAAGAUGCAAUGGAACGUGUUUGUCUUUUACCAAAACAUGUUAUUUCAGAUUUAGUUACAUAUGCACUUUGGCUACUUGAAAGAAGUCAUGAUUCGGGACGAUGUCAUGCGACAAUGUUCUUUGGAUUUUCUUUUCCAUUUAAGGUGAUUUUGGAGGAAUUUGAUGCUCAGGAUGGUCUUAGAAAACUAUUUAAUGUGAUAUCAACGUUGCCGAUUUUAAAUGUCGAGGAAGAGCCUUCUUUAAAUGACGAUGAAGAAUGUGCAUCUAGGCAAAUUGUGAGACACGUCGCUGUUGCUUUAAAAAGAUAUAUGGAAGCACAUUUGUAUUUAAAAGCGGAACAAUUGCAAAGAGCUGAGAAUGCUAGAACUGAACGCGAUACUUGGCAGCCUUCUAUUCCUCCAUAUAAGGCAUGUAAAUUGAGCAGCGAAGAAGUACAAGCAAAAGUAGAGAUUCUACAGGAAUUAAUGUCAUUAAGAACAUUAUGGUUUCCUGUGGAAGAACUUUAUCGUCUUGGUGGAAUUACUCUUCUUCUCCAAAUUAUUGCUUUUGCUCGAGAAUGGAAUUAUAGCGGACGAGUUCACGCCACAUCCAGCGCUGAGACUGUUCGAUCUUGUUUAGAUGUAAUUGCAAUUUGCUCUGUUGUACCAAAAGUUAUGUCAUUACUUUGCGAAAGAGUUGACAUGCCGGACAUGUCUAUGACAAUGGCAAUUAAUUUAUUAUUGGCUGCUGCAGAAUGUGAAAUUAUUGCAGAUGCCGAUGUUCAAAGAGCUGCGCUCCGAGCUGUUGUUAAUUGUGUUUGUGCUCCAAUUAAUAGGGUGGGUGGCAAUGUUGCCAGGUAUUCUGUGACAGGGUCAGCGAAAAAGAAAACAAAUCUGCAUAAUAGCGAGGAAUUAAUACAAAAAGUUUGGGAAAGUGUGAGAUCAAACAAUGGCAUAAUGGUUUUAUUGCAAUUAAUGAUGGUGAAAACGCCAAUCACGGAUGCGGAUAGUAUUCGUGCUCUCGCUUGUCGAGCACUUGCUGGCCUCGCAAGAAGUGAAAAAGUUCGACAAAUUAUCAGUAAAUUGCCAAUGGUCACUGAUAAUCUUAUUCAAGCUCUUAUGAAGGAUCCAAUACUUCAAGAGAAAAGGCAGGAGCAUGUAAUGUUUCAAAAAUACGCUUUAGAAUUGAUGGAGAGAGUUUCUGGUAAAGCAAAACCAACUGGGGCCGAAUAUGAAGUUUCCCUUGUUAGUCUACAUAGAGCGAACGUUGUUGCGCAAACGAGAAUACAAUAUAAUGAACAACAAUUAUAUCAACUCAUGUAUCAGCAUUUUGUAUCGAAAGGUUUAAUGGAAACAGCUAAUUCACUACUGCGAGAAGCGAGUUUAGAUUCGCCUGCUGUUAUGAAAGCUGUAACAUCCUAUCAACCUUUUCAUUACAGAAGUCCUGCGCCUUCAGGGCCAAGAAUUGGUUUUUCGCCAGGUGCACCUGCUAAUCUUUACAAUACAAGUAGAUGUGGUGCUCGUGAAACAACACCUAGAACAAAUGUAACUCCCACAUCUGGUCCUUCUCGUUUUAUUAAUGUAUGCUCGAAUGCAUCUCCUUCACCAAAUCCAAUUCGCAUAAAAUUGGCAGAUUCUCUUGGUCAGAGUCCUGCAACAAAUAAUCUUAGUCAACCAAUUAAGCUACAAAUUAAUCAAAAAAAAUCCAGUCAAAAUGAGAAACAACCUCUAUCAACAGCUCUCACGAAUUGUCAAAUUCCACAACAAUCACAGACAAAUUCUUGUAGAUCUUUGCAAAAACAAAUUUCACGAGAUCCUGGAGGAGGUGGUCCAGGAGUAGCUACAUCAAAUAUGGCCACUGUUACUUUAGAUUCUAUUAUUACGGAAUAUUUAACCAAUCAACAUGCCCUGUGCAAAAAUCCAAUGGUCACGUGUCCUCAAUUCAAUCUCUUUGAACCUCACAAAUGUCCCGAUCCAUGUACAAAAAAUUCAACACCAUUGAACGUAACAAUGCGAGUAUCGAGGCGACCUUUAGGAAUGGAUGGAAGACGAUUGGAUAGAAGACAUAUUUAUAGUCGAUUUUGUCCUGUUAAAACUUUCAGACCGAAUGAUAUUGAUGGAACUUUCACCUCUUGCACUUUUUCGCCAUGUCAAGAAUAUCUUGUGCUUGGAAAUUAUGCUGGAGAAGUAAAAAUGUUUAAUGCUCACACGGGAACUGAAGAGGGAACAUAUCAAUGUCAUGAAUCGUAUAUUUAUCAUAUGGAAUGCAAUAAAAAAGGAAAUCUUUUAUUAACAUCAACCGCUUGGCGAACACCAAUGUCUGCACUGUGGAGUUUUGGAACAUUUUUCGACAUGAAAUUACCUCUUGAUCAUGAGGAUUUCGUUGAAUUUGGUAAACUUCAAGAUAGAAUAAUUGGAACUCAAGGGGAAAUUGCAACAAUAUACGAUAUUACGACUGGAAAAUUGGUAACAACUUUGACGCCAUCAAUAUCGAAUCAAUAUACCAAAAAUCGAGCCACAUUUAGUAUGAACGAUGAAUUAGUACUUAAUGAUGGAAUAUUGUGGGAUGUGAAUUCGGGAAAGGAAAUACAUAAAUUUGACAAAUUGAAUCAAACUCUAAAUGGUGUUUUUCAUCCAAAUGGAACUGAAGUUGUAUCCAAUACUGAAGUAUGGGAUUUAAGAACGUUUCAUUUACUUAAAACAGUUCCAGCGCUUGAUCAGAUGGAAAUUAUAUUUUCUCCCGUAAAUAGUAUAAUUUAUGCAGUAUCAAUGGAUCAGGAAAAUGAAGAUGAAUUCCAUUAUACUACUUCUUUUAAAACACUCGAUGCUUUAGAUUACAAUAGUAUUGCAACUUACGAUGUCAAGAGAGGCAUUUUUGGACUUGCCUGCAAUAAAUUUGAUACGCAAAUUGCAAUCGUAGAAAAUUUGGGAGAAUUUAAUAGUAUACAGGAAUCAUGGGUAAGAUUGUACGACGUUGGUAGGAGAAGAGAUGAUGAGGACGAAGCAGAAGAGGAUGAUGAUGAUGAGGAUCUUGAUGCGAGUGAUGACGAUGGAUCAAACUCGGCAUCAGAUGACAAUAAUGGUGAUGAUCCUGAUAAUGCUGAUCCAGGGAGUGAAGAUAAUAGAGAUGAUAACGAACAAAAUGAUGGAGACGAUAACGAUGAAGAUGAUGACAGUGGUGAUGGUGAUGAAUCAGCAGAUGACAGCAUUGAAUUUGCUUUAAAUGGCGAUUCAAAUGAUCUCUCGGAUGAUUUUUCCUUUUCCGAUAUGGAUGAUAUAGAAAUAAUGUUCCCUUGAAUAGAACAGUCUCUGGAAUACCGUGGUAUUUUAUUUUUUCAGUGUAGAUUCUUGAAGAGUCUCAAAAAUUUACUGCACAAGUAAGCGCUAAAUCUUCUUCUUCUUUUUUUUUUUUUUUUUUAAACUAAACGUGUUAAUAUUUAUUGAUUUCAUUCUAUAUAUUAUAUAAAUAUAUAUAUAUAGACUCAAUUUGUUGUUGAGUUUUUACUUUGGAAGUCAGGAGUUAAUAAGUCAUGUUAAUAAAUUUUAGAAUAUAGUUGUCGUGAUGUUCACGAUUAAAAAAUAGGCAAUCGAUAAAUAUUAAAGAAAAAUAUACGAAGAGACGCGUUGUUCUAAUAUGUACAAAAUAAAAGGUCUUCAAUAAUAAUUUCUUUGUUUAUGAUGACAUUAAAUUAAUUUUAUAUUUUAAAUGCAUUGCACUACUGAAAAGUCAAGGGUUCCAAUUAAAAAAAAAAAAGGAAAACCUUUGCCUAACCACGAAUUUCAGAUAUUGUUAAGGAUGAAAAGGAAAAAAACAAUAAUUAGUUACUUUUGAGAUUUUUUUCAAAUGAAGGAAGUCGAAUAGGUACAGCAAGAAAAAUAGAUAGGAUUUUAAAAAUGUUACUUUUCUAUACAAAAAAGUGAAGAUGCAAACGUUGCUAUUCUCUUGCGCUCAUAUAAUAUGUAAAUGAUUUCAAUGAAAAAUUUUUUCUAUUUUACGUACAUUCAGUAAAGCCAAACUCAAAGGAUAACUGAUUCAUAGGUAUUAUUGUGAAAUAUAAUUGGUUAGUGAUCGUGAUUAAAUAAAUAUCUCUAUAAUGUAUAUGAAUAUAAAUAUUAAUAAAUAUUGUAAAAAGUC
Molecule: messenger RNA, 6017 nt
Organism: Leptopilina boulardi
Lineage: Eukaryota; Metazoa; Arthropoda; Insecta; Hymenoptera; Figitidae
Gene: mahj
Product: protein mahjong-like
Exons: 16
Coding region: 461-5179 (1572 amino acids)
Biological process (GO): protein ubiquitination
Cellular component (GO): Cul4-RING E3 ubiquitin ligase complex; nucleus
Molecular function (GO): protein binding
Source: RefSeq, a predicted model, not a curated record